GCCGAGUGAUCCGAUGCAGCAUGUCGCUGCUGUGGUUUGAACAACUCGACAGUUGAAAGGAAGUUACAAUUAUGCUUCUGUCAUGUGCGCUCUUCCGGGAGGGGCCAAGGAGGAGAGGAAGAGAUGAGCUUAACAACGGGGAUGAAUCUCACGACGGAAUCGAGGAAGGGGGAGCUUAGGUGCAUGACGUAGAUGUGACGGUGAUUACGAGGUGUGGGGGAAAAUAGGGAGGAGUAUGUUCGGUUUGGAUUCGGGGAGGAGAAGGAAUGAAUCCAAAGAACAAGGGAUAUUGUACAAGAAAAGCGAACAAAUCGACUUUUCACGGAUUGCGGACGGUGAAGGAGUGAGAAGAUUUGCUGUAGAUAGAUCCAUUCUCGACAGCCGCCAACUGAGAAUUGCGACGACCAUCCACAGCUAUCUUAAGAAUGAUAUAACUUUCUCAUAAUAUUUUUUUAUAUCGGAUAUUGCGAACGUUUGCAUUAUGGCCUAUACAAGUUGAAUCAAUAGGGAAACAAAUUUUCUGUGAUAUGAUUCAUUUUUGCUAUUUUGUUCUUGCAUUUGGUUCAUCAUUGCCCAUCUAAAGAUAAUGAAUUUACUCUAUUAUUCCACCAUGGCUGCUUUUCAGUCACCUUUCAUACCCCCUAGAAUCAUAUCCCAGCUAAUUAAUGAAAUGCUUGGCUAUGAGGGGCAAGUGCAAUUCAAUAAACAGGAAUAGAAGCGUGUCCCUCUCGAUGUCCAAGCCACCCAAGUAGCUUUCUCCAGAGCAAACAAUUUGGAAAUAGUUUCCAGACGACUUCCCAUAACACCCCCCCCCCGACCCCCUCCUUCGACGCCACCAUUACACUCGGAAUGAGCCAGCAGACAACGAAGUCAUGCAGAUGAAAUUUUGGUUUCGAGUUCACAUGAUCAGAAUACGAAACGUGUAUUGGACGGGUUUACACGAUCUUGUGGAGAGAUUUGUUUUAUGAAAAGGAAUCUAUUUGACACCUUACCACACUGGAAUACAUACGAACUUUUGAUGUGAGCGUAUUAAUUAUUUGUGUGCACACGCCGCAGGAGCGGUUGGAUAUUGUAUCUUGAAUGUGAAGCUCAACUGAGGUUCAGGGAGUCGAAUCCAAGAUGGGUGCUUGCAUAUCUGGAUCGAGACUCCAAUGGAAGAACACAGCGAAGAAACCAAUGAAGAUUCUCAUUGUAGGAUUAAAUGGUGCUGGAAAAACGACCAUCCUCUACCGGUUGAUGUUGAAAGAGCAUGUAUUUACAACACCUACCUUGGGAUUUAAUUCGGAGACCUUUACCCCAAUGACUGGUUCCACAUUCACUAUGCUUGAUCUUGGAGAUUGGCCUAAACUCCGGGAGCGAGAUUGGCAUCAUUACCAAGAAGCUGAAGGGAUCGCUUUCGUGGUUGACAGUGCCGACCCUGGCUCACUGGAAAAUGCCAGAGAUUUUCUUUUCAAAGUCCUCAAACUACAAGGUCUCCCAAGAGGAAUUCCUAUCGUCGUCUUUGCGAAUAAGCAAGAGCUCUCCGGUGCGUGUGACAUCUAUCACAUAUUGGAAGCUAUGGCGCUUCACUCUGUCUACACAAACCCCUGGUAUCUCCAAGCUGCUAGCGCCGCCAACGGUGAGGGUCUUCUAGAAGGCAUCAAAGAACUCGGUCAGAUGAUCCAGAGAUGUCGUCAACGAAACACGCUCAGACGAAGAAGAUCACGUGGUUCACGGGUCCAAUAGGAUCGAUAUAAAAAGACUCCAAUGAGAAACUAUGAAAAUACUUGUCGGCAUGAUUGAAUGAUGUUUGAUAUUUUUAACUUGGUCACAUGCAUUUAAUCACUACUAGCACGUGACAGCUAGCCCUGAUGAAGCAAUGGUAUCGACGCUGGCAACUGAUACGCGAAGACAGGCCGCGUACAUAAAAUUCACCAAGAUAUCCUGUAUGCAUCUCGAUUAUUGAUAAAUUCCUGGAUUCGUAUACGGAUGCAUUUUUCGAUUCUUUGCUUUAUGAAAUGGCGUUGAUAUUACAAUUCUUCUUCAAACCUAUUCACCACCCACCCCACGCAUUAUUCAUCUUCGUAAUGAUUGUGGCAUUUUUGCACAUUGCAGGCAUUUCAAUUCUUGAUAAGGUAUCAGUCCUAAUUGCUAGCAAGUCAUUAGUAAAGAAAUUUGAACUUAAAAUCACGGGGAACCCAAACACCUUCUUACAAAUAUUUCCUCUUUCUUGGCAUUCACAUAUAAAGAAAAACACUCAGAAUUAAAAUAUAACAAUAUGUAAUGUUGUAAAUUUCAAUUGGCUAUAUAAAUAUACAGUCAAUCAAAAGUAAGCCUACAAUUAUCUACUUUAUAUCACGUGGUAUUCAAAAGAGGCAUAUUAUCGAAAUUGCAAUAUAGAAUUCCACUUUUUAUACAAAAAACAAAAACAAAAACCUUCCACUGUACAUAUUCUUCUUUUUCAUUUGAAUAGGAAUGCUGAUAUUAUUUUGCAAAAUUAAUAUUUUGCAAUAUAUUUUUUGCAUUAAAAAUUGUUAUAAAUUUGUUCAGAUAAACAAUUAUUCUCUGCAUAUUAUGCAGAUAAUAGUUUUUAAUCUAAAUAUUUUUAUUACCGUUGAUUGGUUGAUAUGUUAAACUUGCUAUCUUUUUCCUAUAAAGUUUCUGGUGAUUUAAUGACUUAAAAUCAUAGAGCAAAUUCCGAAUUCGAUAUUCUGAACCAUGUGUUUUAGUCAUGAUAUUUACAAACACAGCUUAUGGACAGAACCGAUUUACACUGUCAUGAUUUAUCCACAAGAAAUGAAUAUCGAGAGAAUUUGAUGGCUAAAUUCAAUUGUAGAUAACUUUGUAAAAAAAAAUUAAUACACCGACUAGUAACAAUAAGUGUUUGAUAUUUUACUUUAAAAAUGUGUUUUACUCGAAUUGUAUAAUUUACGCCAAUUCCCUCUCGCUGAAAUUUACUUUUCGAGUAACUUUUUAAAGACCUGGGAAUUAUUUUCAGAUGAUGUUUCUAGAAUUUUGUUAAAAUUGGUUGUACCAAUAUUGACAAGGAUGAUAUUUGUCAGUCAAAUAAAUGUGACUAUAUCUGUUGCUCUGAAUUUUGAUACCGUUAAACAAUUACCGUAUACACAUUUUAUAUCACUGUAAAUACCAGUCACGCCCAUCAUCUGACUGAAGCAACUUCUGUUAUUGUCCAUAUGUGUUGUAUAUUCUCCUUGAAUUCUAAGUGCAGGUAUUUUGUGCAAUAAAUGCUCUUGUAUUUAACUAA
Molecule: messenger RNA, 3244 nt
Organism: Lytechinus pictus (painted urchin)
Lineage: Eukaryota; Metazoa; Echinodermata; Echinoidea; Temnopleuroida; Toxopneustidae
Exons: 4
Coding region: 1120-1725 (201 amino acids)
Biological process (GO): intracellular protein transport; vesicle-mediated transport
Cellular component (GO): cytoplasm; plasma membrane
Molecular function (GO): GTP binding; GTPase activity
Source: RefSeq, a predicted model, not a curated record